Siniperca chuatsi (mandarin fish) is the source of this 1961-nucleotide messenger RNA. It is a transcript of the gene tnfrsf1b, whose product is annotated as tumor necrosis factor receptor superfamily, member 1B. Gene Ontology annotation, biological process: negative regulation of neuroinflammatory response; positive regulation of membrane protein ectodomain proteolysis; regulation of T cell proliferation. Bases 230 to 1720 code for a protein of 496 amino acids. Lineage: Eukaryota; Metazoa; Chordata; Actinopteri; Centrarchiformes; Sinipercidae. Gene Ontology annotation, cellular component: membrane. The record is from RefSeq and is a predicted model, not a curated record. Gene Ontology annotation, molecular function: tumor necrosis factor receptor activity; methyltransferase activity; tumor necrosis factor binding. The transcript is spliced from 9 exons.
AUUGGAGGGCAGAGGAAGAGUGUGUCAGCAACUGUACACUGUGUCAUGACUUUUCAGCACACCAAUACUGUGGUUCUAGCAGCUGUAUUUCUAAUAUUUUGGUAUGUGUGUGCGAGAGAGGUAGUAUGUGAGUUACUGCAUGGAUGCAUGUGUACAGUGCCCAAAGCCUGAAGAUUUUGGAGCCCCCCCACAUACCUAGAGGAAAUGCACCUCCUACAAAUACAGAACAAUGGCUGCUUGUUUGGCCAUGUCUGCAGUUCAGGCCAGCAGCAUUACCAUAAGGGAAAAGGUCUGCUGUCAGCCCUAUAAACCAGACUCAAAGGGUGCCUGUCUCAACUCAACAACAGAGUACCUGUCAGAUGGUUCUAACCUGUGCUGCAAGAAAUGCCACCCUGGGGAGCGACAGAAAGAAGAAUGUUUGAAAACUACUGAGACUGUGUGUGAACAAUGUCCACCAGGCCAGUACAUGGAGAGCAUGAACUACUCUCCAAACUGCUUCACCUGUGCCAAAUGCAAAUCAAGCAAAGGUCUGCAGUAUAGCCAGAACUGCUCCCAUACCACAAGGUCCAGGUGUGUGUGCAAGCCUGGGAUGUACUGCAUCAUGGAAUUUGAUGACCCAUACUGUGCAGAAUGUAGCAAGUACAAGCUAUGCAAAGCUGGUUAUGGAGUGACUCUGCCAGGCACGGCAAACUCAGAUGUGAAGUGUGAACGGUGCCCCGAUGGGACAUUCUCUAAUACAGUCUCCUACAUGGACCCCUGUCUGCCUCAUACAAACUGUCAUGGGAGGGUUGUUGCUAGGAAAGGCAACGCUACCUCAGACACCGUGUGUGGACCUGCAGAGUUUCGGUCCAGAAAACCGCCUCAAACCUCAACAAAAGAGCCUCACAAUGAGACAAUGAUGAGCACAGUCUUAGCAACCUCAGACUCUAAGGCUCCACGUGGACCGACAGGCCCCACACCGUCUAUCAGCCAUCUGCCAUCUGUUUCAGAGGCAGUAUUCAACCAUUCAACAAGAAGCCCUCCAUCAAGCCUAGUAUCUGACAGUAAACUGGCUGCAGCCAUUGCCAGUGUCAGUGGAUUAAUAAUUCUCCUUUGCAUCGCCAUCAUUCUGCUGUACCUUUGUAAACCAAGGUGGAAGAAAGAUCCUGCAGGAUUUCAUCCUAAAGUAGAUGCAAAUGGAAAUGUUGACAGUGGUGAUAAAAUCAAUCAGGGUUAUUUGGGUGAAACCAAGUUGACUUCAUUCACAGUUACGCCAGCAGAGCAUCAAUGUCUGCUGGAGAAAGGGGAAGCCUGCAGUGACCAGAGUCAGUAUAGUAACAAUACUGAAACUUUAACCAGAACAGACGGCUUCAACAGCCACGACUCCAUCGGCCCUUUGCAAUCCACCAUAGCUCUUGACAAUACACACUCUGCUCUAUCGGAGCCCAUGACUUUACGUUCCAACACAGAGCCUGUCACUCCCCAGUCCAGCGUCCCCACACAGUCCUCUCAGCCCACCAGCCCACAGAUCAUCAGCCCUGUGAACACCAGCCCCCACGUCAACGUCAACAUCACUUUCCACAUAGGAAACGGGACACAGUCUGUCCUGCCCACAGACAUGAUGCAGGUAGACUCUAACCUCCGCUUUGGUGAGGAAGAGGAGUCCUUUAGCAUCCCACAGCAAGAAGCCGGCAAACAAUCACUGAUGUCAGUGCAGGAGAGUGCAAGUUACAGUGUAUGAAGAGUCACCUGCAUGACAACACUGACAAAUCCAUUUGUUUUUGCUUCGUGUCGUACAACACUGAAAACAAUCUGACUGGUUACAAGAUGCACUUGUAGUUAAAGGCAUAUUUUUACGAGGACAACAAGAAAAGACUUAAAUCUUUAUUCUCUUUCCAUAUCAAAGUCAUCAACUGCCACUUUGUGUGUUUAUAUGUAUAUACAAUAUGCUGUAAAUAAAUGUGAAUAUUCUCUUUCCUUCA